This is a messenger RNA of Pseudonaja textilis, 543 nucleotides long. NCBI's taxonomy places the organism in Eukaryota, Metazoa, Chordata, Lepidosauria, Squamata, Elapidae. The record is from RefSeq and is a predicted model, not a curated record.
AUGGAUGCCCAAAUCGCCAGCUGGGUAAGCUCAUGCCAACCUUGCCAAGAAACCAGGGCUGCCCCACCAGCUGCCACGCCCACCAAGUGGGAGAGUGCUAGUGCCCCUUGGUCUCACCUGCACAUCGACCUGGCUGGACCGGUGCAUGGCAGGACCUUCUUGGUGGUAGUGGACUCCUACUCCAAAUGGAUAGACUUGGCCCUGCUACCCUCGACUACCACUCAAGCAAUAGUUAAGGCUCUGACCCGCUUAUUCACUACCCACGGACUCCCUGACACGCUGGUGUCUGACAAUGGCCCGCAGUUCAUGUCAUGUGAGUUCAGUAUGUACGUUGCUAACUUGGGCAUCAGACACAUACUUACAGCCCCCUUUCACCCCGCUAGCAACGGGAUGGCUGAGAGGGCAGUCAGGUCAGCCAAGGAGGCACUCGCCAGAUUUGGCCAGGAAAACUGGCACACUAAACUGUCACGUUACCUUCUGAGCCAACAUACGAUGCCAUGCACUGCUACUAAUAAAUCCCCUGCCGAACUCUUGAUGGGGAGA